This is a messenger RNA of Leptinotarsa decemlineata (Colorado potato beetle), 945 nucleotides long. RefSeq names its product cathepsin B-like. The record is from RefSeq and is a predicted model, not a curated record. Lineage: Eukaryota; Metazoa; Arthropoda; Insecta; Coleoptera; Chrysomelidae.
AUGGAAAUCGAAUACCUGGGGGCUUGGGAUGCAUCAGCCAAUGUACCCCCUCUAACACUGGCUGGAUUUAGUUUUCUGAACCCCGACGCUCUAGUUCGGGUAGGCAGGUUUCACAGUGUAACCACCUGGACUGCGGGCAGAAAUUUCGAUAAACAUACUCCGAAGUCUCACAUUCGUAAUUUACUUGGAGCUAUCAAAUCACCGGUACCCAGAUCUGCCAGGAAUGUUGUUUUACACAGCAAAGAUACUCCAAUUCCUGAAUCCUUCGACUCUCGUGAAAACUGGCCCAACUGCCAGAUUAUCGGAGUAAUCAAGGAUCAGUCCUCCUGUGGUUCAUGCUGGGCUGUUGCAGCAACUUCCGCAAUGAGUGACAGGAUUUGCAUUCAUUCCAAUGGGAAAAAACAAAUAUACGUUUCAGAUGAAGACUUGAUAUCAUGUUGUUCAGACUGCGGGUAUGGGUGUCAAGGAGGAUAUACUAUCGAAGCGUGGAAUUAUUGGCGGGAAACAGGUCUUGUUUCAGGGGGACCUUAUAACUCGACGACGGGAUGCAGAGCUUAUUCUUUGGCACCAUGCGAACAUCAUACAACCGGUUCCAAACCGGCAUGUCCUAAAGAUAUUUCUCCCACUCCUAGAUGCAAUGAACAGUGUGACAAACAAUCUUCCUUCUCCUAUCAAUCUGACAAAUCAUAUGGACAAAAUUCUUAUUAUGUUGGUGUGUUAGAUGAGCAAAUACAAUUGGAAAUAUUGAAAAAUGGUCCCGUUGAAGCUGCAUUUAUUGUAUACACAGAUUUUAUAACUUAUAAGAGUGGUACGUAUUCAUUUGAUCAGACCAGAUCAUACAUCUGUUAUCCAGCUGUCGCCCUACAAACGACAAGCCAUUCUAAGGGACUACGUUUACCCUAUCCACUGGUUGGAAUCAUUGUCAUCUAGCCACUUUCAAACCAG